UGGGAACUAGGCGUGGGAAGUGAGAACUUUCUGGCUGCUGGCGAGCGAGCGAGGAGUUCAGCUGGUGGUUGCGCUCCAUACAGCCGAGGUUUGUUUUCCUCCACUGCGAAGCGUGAAGCGCUCCAGCCCUUGUUUCAGGAAGAAAACGCAAACCACACGUAAAAGGACUCUGGUUUGUGGAAAGGGUUCUGUGCAGCUCAUCCACUGGCUCAUCCAGGUGCCCCUACAUAAUCCUUGUCUUUUGUUACUGGCGUUGCAAUGGCGGCUGUGCCUUCAGCGGGCUCUCUUCUAGCCAAAAAUCAGUACUACCGAACCCGGCUGAAUUCUGACUGCAGUGUUUCUUCAAGCAGUUCAUCUUGCUGUUCUGAACCCAUAACCUUCUCAGAGCAGGAUAAACCCCUUCAUGGUUUACCUGAAGUGUUUGAAAGAUGCUGGUGGAUAAAAAGUUUUUUCCACUGUGAAUCAAUGCCUCAGGAUGUAGGCAGGAAAACUUUAUCAGCCAGUAGUGCUAACAGCUGACCUGGAUAUUAAUAUGAGUGUUCUACAGUGGCACUGGACAAAGACUCAUUUCUUUUGUGAAGAAAGACUGCUUGCAACUUCAGUGGCAAGAGAAAUGCAGUUUUCCAAAUGCAAUUUUUUUCUCUCAUAGCUUAUUUGUAAGGCAAUCAGCAAUUCAACUUUCCUUGUAUGUUACAGAGUUCUUGAUAGCAAACAGGUAUUCUACAUUUCAUCAUAACUCUUGUAUAUCAUUGGAAGAACUGUGAAUGAAAAGUCUUGCUGUAAUGGAGGGGAUGCUAAUUAACCAGUGUUUUCCUUUGCUAAAUUAAAAAAAAAAAACUACUGUUGACUGUCUGGGACAAAAGCUUUAUGCUGCUGUAACAUUAAGUACAAUGGUUCAUUCUUUAGCAGUAAAAUAAACCCAUUUUCCCAUAGUUUUAAGAUUUAGAAAGUUAUCUUAUUAGCUUCAUACCUGUAAUUAAACUAAAUCUGUUCAUAGUUGUUUUUAAAUUAUUUUAAAAUUCUAAAUAGAUAUGUAUAGACUAUCUGCCAAAGUUUGGAAGGAACCUUGCUAAAGUUUUAUAUAUGUAAGACUCCAAUGAAGAAAGAAUUGUAUGUAAGCCCCAGUCUUCAACAUAUUUCAGGGAAGUGGAUUCAAUUGAUUUCACUGGAACUUUCUUCCACAUGGCUGUAAUUUGCACCAGUAUUGACAGCAGAUAUGUGGAAUGCAAUUUAUACAUCUUGCAUUUUAUACUGAAGGUAAUUUCAGAGGUCUGUGCAAAUGUACUUGAUUUUUACUUGAUAUUUGCUUUAAAAGCAGAAAAGAACAGGACUUGUUCUCUCUCUCUGACUUGUCUACUUAGUGGAUGAAGAACUUCCACUUCCAAUUUUAACUCUAAAGAAUUAAAUCACAAAACAAAAUAUCUGGUUAUUAGAAAGAUCCAAGUCUUUGUAAUUAAUUUCAUCAUUUGAUAUUUCCUUUUCAUUAGGAGGUAUUACUUAUACCAAGAUGAUUGCUCAUUUACAUACAGAUUUGUAGUACCCUGUGUGCUCAUAGUGUUUUAAUAGUCUUGCUUUAUCAUUAUGCUAUUUAGCAUGCCUAGAGACACACAGUAUUUAAACAGAGAAUCCAAUGGGAGAAAAUGAAUGCAGGGUAAAUUACAGUGGAGAAGACUUAAAGUUCGUGAAGGGAAACAAAUGGUUAGUUUUGCUUUGUGGCCUUACAGUUUAUUCAUCAGUUUCUUUGUAAAAAUUGUAUAGUAUUUUCAAAGUAAUGUCUUAAUGUACAGAAUUAACUAUUUUUACUACUUUUUUACUAAUAAAACUUGAUAAAUAUGC
Varanus komodoensis (Komodo dragon) is the source of this 1836-nucleotide messenger RNA. RefSeq names its product pancreatic progenitor cell differentiation and proliferation factor like (gene PPDPFL). Gene Ontology annotation, biological process: cell differentiation; multicellular organism development. NCBI's taxonomy places the organism in Eukaryota, Metazoa, Chordata, Lepidosauria, Squamata, Varanidae. Bases 259 to 519 code for a protein of 86 amino acids. The record is from RefSeq and is a predicted model, not a curated record. The transcript is spliced from 5 exons.